AAAUCCGUGAGCUUUCCGACCUUGAACCAUUACUAGCCUCACCGCUGCAAUAGAGUAGAAUGUAUUGCCUGCGGGGAUAAGGUCCCAGCGAAGCAAACCUUCCGCGCGCCAUGUGCCCAUCACUAUUGCCGGGAAUGCAUCGCGAAUUUCGCGAAGGCGUCCAUGAAAGACGAAACUCUGUAUCCCUUGCAGUGUUGCCAGAUCCGAAUGCCAGCAAAGAAAGUCGAUCGACAAUUACCUAAACCACUGCAGACACAAUUCCGUGCCAAGACUGUGGAAUAUUCUGUCCCGCCGGCUACACGAGUGUACUGCGCAAAUCAGAAAUGUUCUGCGUUCUUGUGCUCUUCGGACACUCGGAAUCGCAAGGCGGAAAUGACUUGCCGUGUGUGUGGCACCACAAUAUGUCUCGCAUGCAAGAAUAGGAGACAUUCGGGAGAAGAAUGCUUAGAAGCAGGACUGCAAAGAGACUUGAAGAGACUUGCAGACGAUAAAAACUGGCAGUCGUGUCCUGGCUGCCGGGCGAUCGUCGAACGUACAGAUGGGUGUAGCCACAUCACGUGUCGCUGCUCCACCCACUUCUGCUAUCGAUGUGGAGCUCGCUGGCGAAAAUGCUUUUGCCACAGAGACUCGGCGGGGGAUCACUAAGUCCCCUGUCAUAGCGGGAAGACCAUGUCAAUUCAGUGCCAACGAUUCAGAUGAUAAUAAGCAUAUGCAGCACCAAAGGGAUGUCCAAAUCUCCUAGAUGUCUCGUUAUAA
This is a messenger RNA of Suillus fuscotomentosus, 756 nucleotides long. RefSeq lists its product as uncharacterized. Gene Ontology annotation, biological process: positive regulation of proteasomal ubiquitin-dependent protein catabolic process; protein polyubiquitination; ubiquitin-dependent protein catabolic process. The transcript has 2 exons. NCBI's taxonomy places the organism in Eukaryota, Fungi, Basidiomycota, Agaricomycetes, Boletales, Suillaceae. Gene Ontology annotation, cellular component: cytoplasm; ubiquitin ligase complex. Gene Ontology annotation, molecular function: ubiquitin conjugating enzyme binding; zinc ion binding; ubiquitin protein ligase activity. The record is from RefSeq and is a predicted model, not a curated record. The coding region runs from base 163 to 645 and encodes 160 amino acids.